This is a messenger RNA of Coccidioides immitis RS, 820 nucleotides long. RefSeq lists its product as uncharacterized. Bases 107 to 601 code for a protein of 164 amino acids. NCBI's taxonomy places the organism in Eukaryota, Fungi, Ascomycota, Eurotiomycetes, Onygenales, Onygenaceae. The transcript has 3 exons. Gene Ontology annotation, molecular function: chorismate mutase activity. The record is from RefSeq and is a predicted model, not a curated record. Gene Ontology annotation, biological process: salicylic acid biosynthetic process; chorismate metabolic process.
AUUCUCCAGGGGCAAGAAAACCCUCCCGCUGUUCACUUGGCGAGAUCUAAUCCUUGAAAAUCACUGAUCCAUUCGGCCCAGUCCUGUUAAUCCACGUCUCGGAGCGAUGAUUCUCGGCUUGUUCAUAUACUUACCUCUGGCCCUUCUCGGGUGCGUUGCCGCUUCGCCGAAUGGGUGGGAUAGGGUCCAAGCCUGCUACGCUGAAGAGCUCCCACCACUUCGAGCCAACCCCAUGGCGAGAGAGAUACCAUGGGGCACACCGAGCGUCCACUUCUCAUCGCUGAACGGGACGCUAUCAACAUGUUGCGAGUCUCUCGACGGCGUUCGCGAGGCACUCGACGAGAUUGACAAGCAGUUUCUUGAACUACUGAAUCGCCGGAUGGCAUACGUCCAAGAAGCCACCCGUUUCAAGCACACGCGAGAAUCCGUCAAUGUUCCGGCGCGAAACAAACAGAUCGUCGAGCGCGCGAAGCGGGAGGCCGUCAGGUUGGGGAUGCCGGUGAGCGUUGCGAAGGCGGUUUACGAGACGGUUCUGAAGGCAGGGAUCCGCUUUGAGGAGUGUAUUUUUGAUGAAUAUGAGGAGUCAUGUAAGUCCUUAUGAGAGGCUUGUUUAGGAGAAGACACGCGGAUAAGGAGGAAUUGGAGCACUGUGGCAGGGUUUUAGCGUACUUUAUGAUAAAAAGCCGCGGGAGUCUUUACCAUGAUAUCCUAUUCUGAUUAUGCUUCCAUGUGUUUUGCUCUUUACUAGCUUGCUUUCGGGCUCACCGUUCAAAUCGCAUCGUUCUCGUCAAUAGAAAGGAAUAUAUAUGUUUCGUGGCAG